AUGGCUGAAUCCAAGCCGCGUCAACGCAAAUUCGCGCCAAGGUCACGGACGGGCUGCCUCACAUGCCGAACCCGGCGGAAGAGGUGCGAUAGCGCCCAGCCUCAGUGUGCCAACUGCAAACGCCUCAACCUGUUAUGCGAAUGGCAAACUCCACGAAGUAUCGUUUCGGAAUCGUCUUCGUCCCAGUCAAGCUCAAAGAGCCCGGAGCGCCAGGUCGCAGUCCCACUGCGCUCGUCUCUUGAUCCAUGGGAUGCACUACCGGGCGACGAAGGAGCGGAGCGGAUGCAUUUGUUGCAGUAUUACAUCGAGGCGUUUGUACCCAGUGUCCAAGUAGCACCUAUUGCAACGAGUUUCUACACCAGCCUCUACAUGCCUUGGUCUUUCCAGAUCGAAGGUAUGCUUGACGCUAUCCUGGCUAUAUCUUCUGCUCAGUUGGCGAGGCGAAGCCAGGACGCAGAACGCGCCAAACAUCUUCGCGCCGUAUCCUCCCGCCACGAGAGGAAGUGCUAUCAGUUCAUCAAGGAGCGGUUGAACCCGUCGGGUGGAUUACCAGAAGAUACCUACCAGGUCACUGCGGUGAUUCUCAUCCUGGUAGGACUAGAAGCACUCAACGGUGUCAAGACUACGAGAUGGAUAUCGCAACUGAAGAGUGUGCAACGGAUACUUAGUGCGCUUACUCCGGAACAGAGCAUCAUGGACUGUGUUGAAGUUGAUUCUCUGCAUCGACACUUCACUUACCACUUCGCCUCUGCUUCGCUCAUGGCACGGGUGUCAAACGCCGGAAAGGCCUGUUCGGCAGAGCAGGGCUUGAUACCAAUCAGCGCCGCCCUAAUGCCAGGCACAAUCGACCCGCUCAUGGGCAUCUCAUACCAGUUAUGCGACCUGAUUUCACGGAUACAGUAUGUCACCUCUUCGAGUCCCGCGUUUCCCCUCGCUACCGAAGCGUCUUUCAACGUGAUCGAGAAGGGUAUACAGAAUUGGGCUUACGACAACCCGUUUGCACUUGGCGUCGAUACUCCUAUAGCUCUCGACCUCAUCGCCUUGGCAGAAGCCUACCGUUUAGCAGCUCUCAUUCAGCUCUACCGCACCUCGCCUAGCCAUUCAGCCAAUAUUGCGGGCUGUGCAUCACGCGCGAUGGAGUUUAUCGCUCGUAUACCACCGGGAAGCGCCGCGGAGUCAAGUUUGCUCUACCCAAUAUUUCUCGCUGGAGCCGAGCUAGAUGAUGAAGCGGCCAUCGAGAAGUGCUUCCAGAGGCUAGAGGAUAUCCAGAAUAGGAAUCGGUACGAGAACGUUGAAUGUGUCCAAAAGGUGUUGAAAGAAGUGUGGCGACCGAAGCUUGAAGGUGGUCAAAGAAGGGACUGGGAAGAAGUGGUAAGAGAGUGGAACUGGUCAUUUACUUUGGGUUGA
Alternaria novae-zelandiae is the source of this 1407-nucleotide messenger RNA. RefSeq lists its product as uncharacterized. Gene Ontology annotation, molecular function: zinc ion binding; transcription cis-regulatory region binding; DNA-binding transcription factor activity, RNA polymerase II-specific. The coding region runs from base 1 to 1407 and encodes 468 amino acids. The transcript has a single exon. Lineage: Eukaryota; Fungi; Ascomycota; Dothideomycetes; Pleosporales; Pleosporaceae. Gene Ontology annotation, biological process: positive regulation of transcription by RNA polymerase II. Gene Ontology annotation, cellular component: nucleus. The record is from RefSeq and is a predicted model, not a curated record.